AUGGGACAUGAGGAGCAUGGAGGGACUUGGCACAUGGAAGCAGCUCAACUGGAUACGCAAAGGAAGAAGGGAGAAGCCAUCUUGAAGACCAGCUCGACCGUCUACUCGACCAACCGGUCGAGUUCCUCAACUCGACCGGCCAAGCUUCAACUCGAUCGAGCUGAGAAGUCAAAGUCAAACCCGAAAAAUGCGACUCCCCACACGAAAGUGAUGGCAUUCGCUGGAAAAGAUCCACUAAGAGCUCCAAUAUCUCUUGCUCUAGACAAUAGAGGAACAAUGGUGUCCACGACAAGAGGAACUCUCUCUCGAGCCGCGGCGGAGAAGGCGGAAGGAAAGAAACCGGUGACGGAGGAAGGCUCAGGCAGUAGGAAAAGCGGAUCCACGGUCAUGAAAGGCAAGGACUACGCCGAGAUCUUUGGCCAGAUGCCUUUUGUCGGAACGAGAUACCCUGACCUCACGACAAUGGCAGAGCUAGGGACCUAUCAGGACUGUCACUACCUCUUCGAUUAG
Messenger RNA from Microthlaspi erraticum, 510 nucleotides. The record is from the annotation of a GenBank genome assembly. Lineage: Eukaryota; Viridiplantae; Streptophyta; Magnoliopsida; Brassicales; Brassicaceae.